This is a messenger RNA of Ambispora leptoticha, 873 nucleotides long. Lineage: Eukaryota; Fungi; Glomeromycota; Glomeromycetes; Archaeosporales; Ambisporaceae. The record is from the annotation of a GenBank genome assembly.
AUGGGGAACAAGUUAAUCGCCCAAGUUAAGAAAAAUUUGUGCGAUUAUAAAAUUAUUGAGAAGUUUGUAGCGGGGAUAGUGUUGACUGGUAAUGAAAUAAAAUCAGUUCGUAAUUAUCAAUCCUCUAUUGACGAGUCUUAUAUUUUUCCUCAGCAGCAGGAGUUAUAUGUUUUAAACAUGCAUAUUGCAGUUUAUAAAUAUUCUCAUACUGCUAGUUUAGUGCAGGCUCGUGACCCUAAAAGAAGAAGAAAAUUAGGUUGGGCGAAACUGGAAAUUGCCCUUGCACAGCGUUUAAGAAAAUAUCAAAUCAAGGAAAAAGUUAAAGAGAAAGAAUUAAAGAGAAGAUUAAAAAACGAACCCUUUUAUUGGGAGCUGCGGGUUUCUAUUAACAAGUUAGAAAGAGUUCGUAGUAAUCGUAUUUCUGUGGAAUUAAUCGGAAGUUUGAUAAUAGAAUAUCAAGGAGAAAAAAAAAUGAUAAAGUCUUUGGCUAGUUCGCGGGUGUCUCCUAGUCAUGAAUUAGUUGUUCGUGCUUUUGAUCCAAAGUUAAUUCCAUUAAUUAGUAAAGCAAUCUUAGAUAGUCAGUUAGGGUAUAAGGUUGAAAAAACUACUAAGGAGGAAGUUUAUUUUGCUUUAUUACCAAUGACUACAGAAAUUCGUGAAAGGCUGAUUAAAAAUGUAAAAGUGAUAACUGAGGAAGGAAAAAAAGCCUUUCGACUUGUUCAUCAGGAGAUAAAAAAUGCUUUAAAGAAAGUCCCUAAUCUUUCCCAGGAUCAGAAGAGAAAUUAUGAGAGACAAGGUGAUAAAUUAGUUAGAGAUUAUCAGGAUAAACUUAUUUCGGCCGAAGAAAAAAAAGUUCGUGAAUUAAGUUCCUAA